Messenger RNA from Syzygium oleosum, 807 nucleotides. Its product is annotated as F-box/kelch-repeat protein At3g23880-like. Gene Ontology annotation, molecular function: protein binding. The record is from RefSeq and is a predicted model, not a curated record. Bases 1 to 807 code for a protein of 268 amino acids. The transcript has 2 exons. Lineage: Eukaryota; Viridiplantae; Streptophyta; Magnoliopsida; Myrtales; Myrtaceae.
AUGUGCCUGAAGAAGAACCUCCCUCAUGACGUAGUCCUCGAAAUUCUUAAGAGAUUGCCAGUGAAGCCUCUCAUGAGAUUCAAAUGCGUCUCCAAAUCAUGGCGUUGCAUGAUCGAAGAUCCGGACUUCAUGGCCAUGCACUUGAAGCAAAAGUACAAGGUGGUUCUGAGUUCGCCUCCGGAUUUUGUCGACAUGUACUCUGCUCGUAUGGUUCUAGGAUUUGGAUACAACGACAGGACUAAUGACUGCAAGGUUGUUAGAAUUACUUAUUUUCCUGAUAAGUAUGGAGGAUACUCGGGCAGAUUAGAACCUGAAGUUGAUGUUUAUAGCCUCAGUACUGAUAUGUGGCGAACGGUCGAAUUCGAUGUUGGAUGCGAGCUGAGUGACCGCUUGACGGUUUGUUUCAAUGGAAAUUUGCAUUGGAUCUCAACCGAUGUCGAUGAAGACCAUUGCUGGUGUUAUGGAUCGAUAAUCACAUUUGGCAUAGUGGAUGAGAUCUUCGACAAAAUGUCACUGCCAAAUAGCUGUUUUGUUGGAGUCACGUACAACUGUGCUUAUCUGGCAGUGUCGAACAGCUCCCUAGUGCUGCUAAUUAAUCAAGUGGAUCCGAGAAAUCAAUCGAAUGAUAUGUGUUACAUUUGGGUUAUGACGGAAUAUGGCGUACCUAAGUCCUGGACUAAGCUGCACACCUUAUAUCUUGAUGAAGGAGUGUCUAGAUUUCACGGCUUCACAAGGAGAGGCGAGCUUCUUAUGGAGACAUGGCAACAUGAGUUGAUUUCGUGGAAUCUGAGUGUGGGGAUGACCUGA